Hyposmocoma kahamanoa is the source of this 987-nucleotide messenger RNA. Its product is annotated as protein BCCIP homolog. Bases 50 to 910 code for a protein of 286 amino acids. The record is from RefSeq and is a predicted model, not a curated record. Gene Ontology annotation, cellular component: nucleus. The transcript has 7 exons. NCBI's taxonomy places the organism in Eukaryota, Metazoa, Arthropoda, Insecta, Lepidoptera, Cosmopterigidae.
UGUCGUGUUUUGGAUUUGCGUGCUCGUCCCGGCAAAAUAAUUCGCAAAAAUGUCCAACAAAAAGAAUAAAGAAUUGCAAAAUGAGAGUGAAAGUGAAGAGGAGCAGAACUCCGCCAGCGAUCAUGACUCCGACGUGGAUUCUGAUGGAAAUUACGUCGGCGACAAGGAACUGCAAGCCGACUUCGAAGGCCGCAACCCUGAGGACUGUGACUUCCAUGGUAUCAAACAACUCCUUAGACAGCUGUUCCUCAAAUCUGAUGUUGACCUAGGAGGACUUGCACAGAUUAUCAUUUCACAAAACUAUGUAGGCAGUGUAGUCAAGCAGUGUCUGGACGAUGUCAUGGAGGAUGAUGAUGAAGAUGAUGGGAGUGAUGGAGUCUUUGGAAUCACCACUGUCAUAAACAUCACUAAGAGAAAAGACGAAAAUUGCAUAAAACAAAUCAGGAACCUCCUCACAACACUUGCAGAUGAAAACGCAGACGAAAAGACCAAAGCUCUUGUUAAGAAGAUUCUCACUAACGAUUCAGAGUCUGUGGGUUUCGUCAUUAAUGAAAGGAUCCUAAAUAUUCCAGCUGCAAUCAGCGUGCCGCUGUUCUCGUCGCUGCAGUCCGAAGUAGAGAAAGCAGUGAAGAAGAACAUGCCAUACACAUUCCAGUACCUCGUUUGGAUCAGCAAGACUUAUAACACUGGAGACGAAUCGUCAGAAGUACUGUUCGCGAACCAGGAAGAAAAACCUCUAGUCGAGGAAGCAUUGGCCAGCUUCGAUGUGGACGUUACUGAUCAAGCUGAGCUUUCGCAGUGGGACUACGAGGGCGGAUCUAUGACGCCGUGCAGAAAGGUUCUAAUCUUCGAAGGCAAAAAAUUCAACCACCUAAUACGACUUAUGAAGCAAGAGGUGGAGAGCGCUUAAGUUGCAUUUUCAUUAUAAACAAUAUGCUAGUGAUGUAUCCAUGCCAUACAUUUAAUGUAUUUAUAUUUUUAUUACUA